AUCUAAUCUAAAGCAUAAUCCUUUUACCGAAUCGUGUCUUGUAAAUGUUGGCCAUACGUUAAUGAUAUACAGGGAUAGCACGACAACUGAAUAUGUAAGUCAUAUAUAUAAGUAGAUUUGAGCAACAAAAAAAUAGCUAGACCUAGAGACUGCGAGAUUGAAUUAAAACAUAAUUGAUAGCUUGACAUGUACCAUAGCGUAUUAUGUAUGGUUUGUCGUUUACAGGAGUUGUGGCGUCAAAGGACCGCGCCUUGUGUAGCAAACACCUGCUUUUCUGCGCGGAUUAGAAUUUAUUCCUAGAAUUACAUACAUUACGAGAGGUCUAACACUUUUAAAUAUUUAGACCAUUCUAUUUUAGACGUAGAUAGAGUUCGACCCCCAACCCCCACCCCCCACACACCACCCCAUCCUUCAAUCGCGAGUAAUUAGACUACUUAAAUUUUCAAAAUGAUUUAUUAUCUUUGCCACACCUACAAACAAUUUGAAUUCCUUAGAUUAUACUCAAAUGUUCAGACAAUGAAUUGGUGAUUUGAUUUAAAUUGGAAAGUAUAACCUAAGCUUAUGAAAGCAUUUAUCAGGUGAAAAUUAGUGUCAAGUGUCCAAACCUAUAUUAUUUCAGGUGUUAUUUAAAUAAUCAUUUUUUUUUUUUCAAAAAAAGUUUGAACAUGCUCGAAUUGAUUGCAUUUUCAUCAAAUUAAUUUCCAUGACAUCAAACCAAGUCUGAUGUAUCUAAAAAUGUGCGAUCUCGAGAAAAGGAAGUACAUUAACACUAUGUCCCUAUUCAUAUUAAACCUUGUUGCAACAGCUAAUAAGGAAGUUGUGAUCAAAGGAGCUCCGAGUCAUAAAUUGCUAUAUGAAUCAUAAUAUAGACUUUUAAGUAAAUUAUUACCUGAAGUCGAACCUGAUUGAAAUAACGAAAACUGUCUCUAACCUCAACUCCCAUACCAAGAAAAAAAGCAACAUAUUAUAUUGAAAAUAAAUUUUAAUGAAUGAAUACAGUAUAAAGUAGCCGAUCUUAUCUCUAAUUGAUCAUAUGCAUUUAAAUUUAAAUUAUUUGAAAUGUUGUGUCUUUACCCCUUAUCAGUACAUUCACUGGACUGUAAAAUGUAACAAUCAUAAACUACAGAAGAUUGUACUUAAGGACACACAAAGCAAUGCUAUUUAACCCCUAUGAAAUAAUAUGUAAAAGAGUCACUCUAAAUAAGGAAAUUAAGGUAUUGUAAAAUUUCAAGUUUACUUUUUUUUUAGCUUCUCGAAGACAUUUAGUUUUUAUCUAAAAAGCACAAUUUCUCAUUGUAAUUAUUAGAUUUUUGUUUAUUCAUACUUUACUUGUACGAUUUUUCAGAUGCUACAACAGAUGCACCGUGAUAGAAAAUCAUGACAUUAGUAUUUUCAUGGAUUUUGUUCAUUUUGGUACAGUCUGUUACCUACAAUGCAGCGCAAUGUAAGUUGAAGUACUCACCAAAUCUGUUCUAAUUUUAGAGAAACGUGCAAGAAAAAUUAUCUCAAAAAUUUUAACAAAAAGUAUUAUGUUGUUGAAUGAUAGCUAAAUUAAGGUCAAUUGGUAUCAAAUACCAUUAUUUUUAAUGCGUCAAUUAUUAAUUUCAUGUAAGAAAAGUAAACUGCUUGCUUUUUAUUUGGGGAAAAGCUAAUUUAUAUUCGUUACAUUAUUUUGUAGGAUGGUAAUCACAUGUGUUUGUUAAGAAAAAAUUAUAAUGUAAAAUGUAUUUUAGUGAAUUGUUUUUUACAUUUAUUAUAAGAUAAAUAAUGCCCUUGAACCAUUGGUCUAUAACAGUAUGCGAUACAAAAGACCGCUUCAACAACACCUGGUUUGGUUCUGAUUGCCAGUACAAAUGUCACUGUAAGAACAAUGUAGCUUGUAAUGUUACUAAUGGCGACUGUCCUAAUGCAUGUGAUAUCGGAUGGUUCGGUCCAGCUUGUCAGUACGGUAGGGCAAUUUUAAUUACAAAACUUAUUUCAAAACUUUAAAUCCUUAUAUUUGGGACUUUUUCUUAGCCUGAACCUGUCUCCAGCCUUACACUCUCCCUUAGCAAAAUACCUAGUGCUAACCCUUUGAUUCUUAUUAAAUAUCAACAUAUAAAAAAAUUUGGCAUAACACAUUAGUCUGACUUUAAGACUUAUGUCUAGCUCACCAUAUCAUUAUAAAACAAUACCCAUAUCUUAAUGUUCUUUAAAACGUAUCUCUUCCCUACCCUUCAAUCACUUAUAACUUCAACCUCUUCGUGUCCAUAAUCUCUCUUACCUCAACCGUUUUCUAAACACUUUCUCCUCUUUUUUCACCAUAUCUUGCUGCACAUUCUAUAAAUCACAAGCAAUUUACAUAAUUAUUAUCAUUUAUAAAUAAAAAGUUUCAUUUAAUUAUAGCCUGAAUAUUAAAGAAUAACCUAAGAAUAUAAGUAAUUUAAAAAAUAAAAAAAAGCAGUGUACAUUUCAUAAAAUGUAGACGCUAACAUCUUCUUUAUUUUACUUCUAAGAAUAAAAUUGAAACUUUCCAUUUAGAGUCAAAGUAUAUAUAUAUAUAUAUAUAUAUAUAUAUAUAUACACAGAACAAAAUGGCGGUACGACAGGUAUGAACGACAUGACAGAACAACAAUACGUAACAAAGUGACAUAGCAAAUUGACUGUGCAAUGAGGCGAAAUAACAUACGCAGCAUCCUGACGCAAUAAUGUAACGGAACAACGUGAUGUGACAAAGUGAAGAAACAAAGUGCGGCACCUUGAUUAUAACAAGAAAUAACACACUACCUACAUAUUUUAACAAUAGCAUAUAUGUCUUUGUUUGAUAUUAAUUAAGGCAUUGAACAUAUGCAAUGUGCUACUAGAUUUGACUGAUGCUGCCAAAUUAUUUUGAUAAUCCUAUCAUAUAUUCAUAAAAGAAUGACCUAGGCCAGCUUUUGACAAACUCAUUAGUCAAAAGAGAUACAAAUCAGCAACAGGUUGAUACAAAUUUUUGAGAGCCAAAUUAUGUUCAAGAAACUUUCAAGUACCAUGUUUUUUCGGAGUCAAAUCCAAUUUUUUUGGAGUCAAAUCCAAAUUGUAGCUGAUUGGCCGAGCCGAAAUCAGUUUGCUAAAGAGAACCGCAUGCGGCUCGAGAGCCGCGAUUUGUCGACCACUUAGCUAGACUAACCACAUAACGCCGAAGAAACGAAAAGUUUGAAAUAUUUCGGUUUGUUGAAAACAAUGAAAGUGAUUUUCUAUUAUUUUACGGGAAUCAAAAAAAAAAUGUCAAUGUGCUAAAAAAAUUAAAAAAUUAGCUUUUAUUUUAAUUUAUAAUAAUAAUAAUAAAUAUAAUUAUAAAAAUAAUAAAGCUUAUUUGAAAAUCACGCUUCAUUCGCAAAGGCUCGAAGCGCAGUACAAAGUCGAACAUAUUAAUAGAGAAAUGAAACAAUCUAUAUUAUACCACAUUUAAAAAUACAAAACGCAACACUACAAAAACUACAUACCAGGAUACCAAAUCAAAAGUCGUUCAUCCCCUGCAACCAUAAACAACACAAGCCAAUCAAAAUCGAGGUUAAGUUGUUUGCGCUAACUGAUUGGACCAGAUUUGUCAGUUAGGAGCGGAACCAUCUCAGGACGGUAUCGGUGAAACCGAAAGAUUUUUGCAGACGUUGGAGAAGUAUGCCGUGGUCAGGCGUAUCAAACGCUGCCGAUAGAUCAAGCAACGACAAAAUGGGUUACCUGGUCCUCACCACAAGACGACAGAAGGUCAUUUACGACGCGCAACAAGGCUGUCUCAAUAGAGUGAUGCGACCUGCAUGCUGACUGGAAAGGCUGAAUCAAGUCACACUGAGUGAGGUGAUCCAAGAGCUGGCGGAGAACGACUUUUUCUAAAAUUUUGAAUACAACUAGUAGAUUAGGGGGGGGGGGCAAUAAUUUUCCAACAUAUUUUUGUCGAGAUUUGCUUUCUUGAGCGGUGGAGUUACACCUCCCCUUUAAAGAGGAUGGAACAAUACAAGUUUUCAAAGACAGUUUAUGAUACUGGUUAUGAUCGAGACAAUGUCAUCCAAAAAUUCGUAUAACAGCCCAUCCACGAAGAGGCUGGAGCAAACAUGAAUUUCUUGGGGUGUCCAUCGGGAAUGUUUUCAAAAGCGAUUCAGUGACAUCAGAAAAUUUGCUCAUAGGUGUGCCGUUAAACUGCAAGAACUCGGGUGCAUCAGUAAAAAUGUUAAGUCUCGUCCUGAUCUUCGUCACUUUUAUAAUAAAGAUCUCAUUUAGGGCGUCUGACAGCUCACCUACAGCAAUUAUUUUUGGCAAAUGAUGUAUCCUUCUUUUUACCGGUAUGAUGACCCACAAUACGAAAUAAGUUCCUUCUUGAACUAUAAUUGACAAUUUGGUGACUGAAAUGUUCAGUCCAAGCUGCAAGGAGCAAAUUCUUCGUUUGUUUCUUGAGAUCAACAAAGAUUUUCCAGUGCACGAUGAAGCCAGACUUACAUUUGUGUUCUGCACGUCAUUGCUUCUGCUUUGCGUCCUUUAUUUCUGACAAUAGCCAUGGGGUAAAAGGGCUGUCCGUAACAAGCCGUGUGAAAAGUAGUGGAAGUUUGUCUAAAAACACUCUGAGGCCACUGUUUAAGUCUGUCGCAGGGUCUAAUUCACUGCACCUGAGUGUGGCGACGUCAAAUUUGAAGGCCACUAGAUCUAUCCGUCGGAGGUCACGGGAUGUGACUGUUCGCAAGUCAAAGUAAAAGGUUUUUGGAAAAUGAUCAGAGAUCACUUUGUUCUCAAUAAUGAGGUUGCGAAUCAUAUGUGCAUAUUUUUCUCUGACAACUAUCGAAUCGAGUAUGUGGCUUCGCUUCUGUGUCGAAACACUGACACGUUGAGUCUUUCAGUGUGUGUUAAGAUCUGAUUUUAAUCGGAAACAUAUUCCAAUGUGUUCGGGAUUCCACGGGAAAAUGUUUCCACAGGGCAAUAGAUCAGAUCGAAAAAAGGGAUCCAUUUUGGAACUGAAUACUAACAACACCACAAAGGGAACGGAAUCGCACCAUAAUCCUAUUUGAGAUCGGGAUCCGAUACUGGUACAUUGUAUUUUAACAGGGAGAGGAUCCCACUGGGGAUCAUGAUCUGAUCGUAUUUGAUAAGAGUGUUUUAGAAAAGAGAAUUUAACUCUUUCGUUUUUUACCUUUAGUAAUGAGAAUUUUGCUUACUGGCUACUUAAUUUCGAAGUUAUCCGAAAGGCUGUAAAAAUGUAUUGUUUUUUUUUCAAAAUUCCAAAUGCAAUAGCAAAAGUUACCGGGUACAUUGGCUAACGUAUAUACUCGCAUAUAAGCCGAAUUUAGAACUAUAAAAUACAAUACUGAAAUAAGGGUUUUCUUAUCUGCGCAUAAAACAAAAUGGACACAAGGACAGACACGCAUGUCAAUUUUCCAGCCACACAUUUUCAUCGCUAUCUGACUCUUUAUAUACAGUUAUUAUUAUAGCAAACAAUGUGGAAAGAGCAGAACACGUUUUUGUGUCAUUCAAAAGUUAAACAAACUGGUAUGUAACCUAAAAGUAAGCAUUUGACAUCUUUACAUUAGUAAAUUUCUAUGAACCAAAAAUAUGGAGUAAAAUUAGACAAUUGUAUGGUCGGCUUAUAUGCGUGUUUUUGUCAAAACUGGCCAUUUUAAAGCAGUUUUAGGGGGUUGGCUUACAUGCGAUGUAGGCUUAUAUGCGAGUAUAUACGGUAGUUAUAAUAUAUGUUUUAAACAGCAUAUUUUUUCAUAACAAAUAUUUUUACAUUUUUUCAGCGGAUUUAGCUAAUACUGCGAAACUUAUACUUAGCGACGGGGCCUCCAAAGAUAUAACAAAUAUUACAGAUGGAGAUGAUACAACCUGUACCGAUCUUACAGUUUCUAGUUUCUGGCUUCGUAUAACCUGGAAUUUUAACAUCUACUUCACGUGGUUGAGGCUUGUAGUCAGUAUUGCUGGUACUUAAAUUAUAUUUGAUUUGUAUUUCUUGGAUUAAUCUUUAAUUUGUCAAUGUGUUGCUCAUUCUUUAUUUGUUCCCUUAUUUUCACAGACAAUUUAAGUCAUGUAUAAUAAAUUAUAUUUUUUGUCCUGCAUGUUUAGAAUCCCAAAGCGAACGUUUUUCAAUAAAGUUUCCUGAUAACGUCCCAACACAAAAUUCGGAAUGCAUAAAUGUGUUUAUUGACAAAAUAACAAUGGACAUUUAUUGCAACAUUUCAAAGCCCCUAAACGAAAUAUUCUUGAACGGAUCGGCAGUAAGCACAAUAUGUUCACUUUAUAUCAGCAAAGGUAAAAUUUUAUAAAUCAUAAUUUUAACCUAUAAAUCAAAAUUUUAUAUUUAUUGUUCAAAUGAAUUGUAAUAUUUUAAUGAAAUUUUAAAUUUAUUUACUAUUGGAGACAGAGAAACUAUUUUUUAAUAAAUUAAUAUACAUGUAUUUACUCAUACAUUUAUAUCUGUUCAUUCCCCUUUUAUAUACAGGAUAUAUUAAAAUUACAAAACAAUUUAUUUUUUAUUACUUAUUUACAUUAUUGUAAAUAAAAUCUAUUGAAGACAAAAUAUAUCUUUUUAAAGGUUCUAAUUUUAGUUUAGUACUAACUGACUAGAGCACUGAAUAAAAGAGCUCAUAUAUCUCCAUUAAACUUAUUUGCAAACUAUGUGACCAGUCAACGGAAUUUUGAGAACGCCUUUGAAAGAAGACACAAUGAUAUACUCUAUAAAGUUAGUUCGUAAAACAGGACACACAAAAAUUUGAAAUUUAGGCCAAGAUAAGGCGACUAGGACACAUAAUAAAAGACCUUGCAGAAAUUAACAACUGGCCCCUAAAUCUAUCUCCAGGUAGAAAUGUUGCUUUAAAACAGCCAACAAACCAAACAUCAAAUUUCUAUGACUCAUAUUACCUCUCAAGCGCCGCUGUAGAUGGCAAUGGUUAUUCAAUUUUUUCUGACGGCUCUUGCACGCACACUGCCGAGGGCGACCCUGCUCCUACGUGGAUACUGUAUUUUAAAUCAGUUGUUACAGUGACUAGUUAUACAAUCUACAACCGAGUUCAACGUGAGUAUAAUUUGAAACAAUACAAUGACCGACUUUAUAAAUGUGAAUUUGUGUUGGAAGAUAUGAUGGAUAUAAAAAGAUGUUGAUGCUGAAACAAUCAUUGACCACAUUGUCAAACAUUUUCGUCUUUGAUACUCAGUUAAAAAUCUUUUUUUAUUUAACCCUUUAUUGUCUAUCAUUCCCAAUUGUCUCUAAAUACUGAAUAACAAAUUAAUCUUCCCUUCACAACAAACGACUCACACAAAAAAUUCUCAACCUUGUCUCUCAAAAUACAAAGUCUUUCAUAAUGUAAUCUCUAUAAUAGUAUAACAUCUCUUCUAUUGCAACCUCUCUCAUAAUAUAAAAUUUCUUAUAAAACAAUUUCUCUCAUAAUACAACACUUUUAAUAAUAUAACUUUUAUCCUAAUGCAUUUUCACUUCAACCAUCACACAUCAUACAACCUCUCUUAACUUAGAAACCUUUCCCUACCACAUCCCUCCAUUACGCUUAUUGCAAUCUCAAACCCCAUAGUCAAACUACAUAAACUUUUUUUCCGAAAUGAACUAUUAUCUUACUGUUCUCACUUCAAAACUUUACCAUUAAAACUAAACCAUGACAACAACCACAGCCUUUUGACAUUACAUUGUCCCUUUGUUAUAGCUUCGUUUGUGUCUUUUUCACCUCAUGUUAAUCAAACGCCAUACUAGGUUAAUUUUCAGCACCUAAAAAGAAUUAAAGGGAGGUUACCUAAGACAUUAUAUAUCACAGUGUUAAUCCCGUUGAUUCAAUGUGUAAUAAAACAUUAAUUACACUACCUCUUCCUUUACCCAUCAGCUCCCCGUUCCUAGUGUUCCGAAUUUACAUCCACAUUCUGUAAUCGAAUUAAUAACAUUCACAUCUUUAUCAAACAAAUACAACACCUGUCACAUUUAAAACGCCAAUUUGGUUUUGCUUUUUGCCCAUUAACCGGCCUUUAUUUAUAAACCUUGAUAAGUCAUCUCCCCCUACCCAUAUUGGCUUCCAAAAGUAAAUAGAGAUGUGACUAUGGAAUCCUCAACUCACGCAUUUUAAUUAAAUUUUAAAAAAAAUAAAAUAAAUACAAAUUUAAAAAAAAUUCGACCAAAACAGAAUUCCGAUCUAUAAUUUGUAUGGACAUAUAUUGAGAUCCUUUUAUUUAUACAAAAGAAAAAAAUAUUUACUCACUUUGCUUCCAUGCUAUUUUUUUAAUUAAUUAUUUUUUUAUGAGUCAAAGCAAAUCACUAAUUUUAUUUUUCCUCUCAUGAAUAUCUAAAUGCCAAUCUUUAAGCUGUUUGUUUAAUUUUUUUAAUAGAUAUUAUAUUCCUGGAAAUGUAACCAGUGUUUCUUUCAGACAUUUUUGCCCGGUGGGGCAUUUCAAAUUUUUUGGUGUGUGUGUGGGGGGGGGGGGGGUUGUCUUUUUUAUUAUAUUCCUGGAAAUGUAACCAGUGUUUCUUUCAGACAUUUUUGCCCGGUGGGGCAUUUCAAAUUUUUUGGUGUGUGUGUGUGGGGGGGGGGGGCUGUGUCAUUUGCCAGUGACCAGAAGCGUGGCUACGGGGGCAGAUAGGGCAUAUGCCUCGGACACCAUUCUUAGGUCUAAAUGAUACUUAUUGGUUAAAAAUAAACAGUUUCAGAGUUGAGGGGUGGGACUUAAAAAUGAAUCUUUCCCCCUCACACCAAACACUUUAGAUAGACCCCUUCUAGGGAGGUCGAAAUAGGGUGGGUCCACAGAGGUUCCACCUUUUCCUUAUAUGCACGUGUGUCAUUUUCAGACACCUACAAACUCUGUAUUGUGAUAGGGAGGACGACAAAAAUAUUUGCCCACCCAUGGCGGCAGUAAAAGCUGCACCACUAAGCCAUGUAUCUAUCAAUACCAAAAUCGGCGAUCACGUUCAUCGGGAAGUAGGGCGGAAAUUGAGGGCGCAGAUGAAUCUUGAUCCAUAAAUUGAUCUCCAUAUUUUUUUUUUUUUUUUCAAAAUCAAUAUGUGAAUUUUUGACGAUCUUGACUGCAAUGUUUCAAUUAUACUUUUAGAACUGGGAGAGAAAUUUUUAAGGUUUUGUGGGAGGCAUUAUAGCGUCUAGUGUCAAACAUAAACUGAAUUUACUCCGUUUGUGGCGUGCCCCUAGAGUAAUCAUUACGCACAAGCUUAAAAUCAGACGCAGAAUGUAUCAUUUUUCAGCGUGAGUAAAGGGGUCCAGAUAUUUAGGAAGCUAAAGACUGUUGGGUAAAUUCAAAAUGCAAUGUUGCAUUCUGGCGCAUAAAUGAAUUUGUUGUUUCUAUCAGACAAUUUUGAGGUUGCAAGUUGCAUUUCAAACUUUUGGUUGUGGAGCACAAAAUUAGCCAAAAUAAUGAUUAAAGAAUUUUAAAUUCCGCACCAGUGUGAUUUUAAAAAAAAAAAUUCUCGUUGUGUCACCCUUAAGGGUAAGCUUAAUAUUCCGCACCAGUGUGAUGUAGACAAAAUGCAGUCUAGUAGUGUCACCCUUAAGGGUAAGCUUAAUAUCGCCUCUUACAGUGGCCGGAAAACUCAUUAGUUAAAAGAGCCAGAAAUCAGCAGGAAGAACGAUUAAAAAAAUUUGAGAGCCAUUUUUCUUUUCAAGAACUUGUCAAGAACAAUGUUUUUGGAGUCAAAACAUCUUUGUGGCCGACUGUCGAGCCGCACUCAGGUCACUAAAGAGCCACGGUUUUCCGACCAAUGUCCUAUUAAAUAUUUAUAGCCCACAGAAAAUUUGUGAUCAAUUAAAAUAACAAUAAUGCAUUAUAUAAAAUAUCUAAAUUUUAGUUUUGCAACAUUCUACACCUAAAUGGAGAGAAAUGGAAGAGAUGCUAAUUUGAAAAUGUAGUUGUCAUUUAACCUUAGAACCAUCGUGUGCACCCCAAAAGCCUUACGCUGCUGGGAGCCGCGGAUAUUUUAGAGGUUUAAAGAUGUGAUGAGGAUAUUUUCUUAAUGAUCAUCUUCCUAUGCAGGGUGCAAAAAAGGAUUUGGGGGUGGGAGUGGAGUGGCAAAAAAGAAAAGUGCUUGACCUACUUAUAUUAUGCACAAAAAAAAAUGUAUGACUCAAAAUAGUAAUAUGCCUUUUAUUUUUACAUUAUUUGGUAGAUACUUAAUUAAUAAAUGAAUUUUCAGCACAUAAAAGUAAAAAGGGUUACGUCGCUAAAAAGCACAGCAAGCAUAAUUUUAUAUGCCAAACGCAAAUGGAAAAAAAACAACUUACUAAUAAUAAAUAGAUUACCUUUUCUAAAUAUUUCCUAAUUUUAUCAGAGUCAAAACGAAAAAAAUUCUAUAACUUAGAAGGGUCAAUAUAUUUUUAUGGGGUGAGAAAUCUGGUCAUUUGUAUAAGUCGAAUAUAUGAACGGCAUAAUUAUUUUAAAAAAGACAUAAGUUGCUUACAAAAGACAUUAUAAUUAUUAAUGUGUGAUUUUAUCUAACGGAAAUCGUAUGCAAAUAAAGUAUAUAUUUCCCAAUAUUCAGUUGAUUGAAAUGUUUAUUUGUAAUUUGAAAACACAUUUUUCAGAUAAAGUAAAAAUGGCCGCUUAGAUAUACUUUAAAACACUUUUUUUUUUACCAAACCACAGAAUUUACUUUCAAUUAAAUAAAUUAGGAAUAAGAUUGUUUUCUAAAACUAGUACCAACAAAAUUUCUCUAUAGAAAUAUCAAUUGAAAUGCUAGUUCACAAAAAAAAAUUUUUUUCUUGCUCUUUAAAAAAAAAUUUAUUAGCUGUCUGAUGGAUUACUAUCAAGAAAAAAAAAAAUUUAAAAAUUAAUGCAAAAAAUGGUGCGUACUAAAUAUAGGCUAUAUACUAAGACUUUCAUAACCUCUGUUAUCAGGAAGAAUUGUUAAACAAGUAGCACAUUAAAAGAAAACACAAAUGCUUUCGAUAUAAUAAUUGAUGAAAUGUGUCCUUUUUGUAGGCGUACGUUAAAAUCUUAUUUUUAAACAAAAUUAUCUCAUUUUCAAAGUUUCCAUUUGAUGUAACUUAACACACAUAAAAUAGAUUAAAUAUAUUUUUUUUAAAGACUAUUGCCAUCAUCUAAUUUAUGAUAAUCAUUAAGAGACAUUUGAACAUUGGGCUCUAUAAAUUUGACUAGCCAAUAUGCGCGGCUUCUCUCCAGAUUAUCUUCGUAAAAACAACCUUUUACAUCUUGUUAGCUAAUUUCAAAAUUAAGAACAUCCUAAAUAAACACCUAAAAUAAUUUUAAAAGUACCUCCUCUAAAAAAUAUUUUAAAAUUGACAUCACAAAGUGAUUGUAUAUUGUAUCACAAUGUUCAAUUUCACUUAUGUAUGUAGCUUAGGCCCCUGUAAGGGAACAUUUAUAUUGAAAUUUCAAGAGACUUUCAAAAUUAUCUUCAAAUUAUAAUCCAAAACAUUUGAGGAAACUCAUUGAAAAUUAUGCAAACAUAAUAAAAAAAAAAAAGGAAAUGUUUUUAGUCUUAAAAUAAUUUCAUAAUAAAUUAAGCUUCUGGAAUAGCCUAAAAGUUUUAUGGAUCAUUUUUAUCAGAUAAAUAUGCCAUAUUGAGAAAAUCCUCAGGAAAAAUAGAAAUCAAUAGAAUUCAGUUAAAAUUUCAAUAAAUCUUUGUAUCCCCGUGGAACAAUAUAGAACUUUCUGGAGCAUUCUAUGGUAAUUUAAUGUCCCCCUCGAAAGGUGAGACAAAUGACUCUUUCCCUUAACUAUUUGCUAUAGCUAUAACCAUUUUACAUUUAUAUUAUAAGAGGGGAAACGUUGAAGUGACUUUACAUAAGAUACAGUCAAUCCCUGUGAUUGGGCGACCUAUAAAAGAAUUCAAAUACAUUAUGAAAUUAAAAUUUAAAAGAUGUCUAAUUGAAAUCAUUUAAAAAUACCAAAGAUCUACUAUUAUUGAGCUUUCUGGAAAAUUCUAGACUGGCCCUGAAUUGAUAGAACUUAAUAAUGUUUUAAUCCACCGAUAUUUCAUUACGGACUAAGACGGGUAUUGCGACGAAGCUAGGCUUAGAUAAAUCUAUUCACAUAUAACAUGUAGUGUUGCUAGGCUAUUUGCUUGUACAUUACUUAUGUAAGGAAAGAUGAAUACGCCCCAGCCUCAAAGGAAUAAUUAUUAUGAGUUUAGUACCAUUCGGUAUUUGAAUAGGGUUGAUGAAGUUAAUGUGUUCUAAGUUUGGUAAAGAUCCUUCCAUUCAUGGGGUUUAUUAGUUACAAUCAUAUAAGAAAAUGCAAAGAAUUUAGGGCUCCCAGUGCACUGAUGCAUUUUUUAAAAAGUUAAAACUCCCCAUUAUUUGAUUCGGAGACUGAAGGAUAUUUGUGCCAAUUUGAUGAAGAUAAAUCAAAUAAAUCCAUGUACUAACACACGUUGAACUAAUCCACAAACAAACCCAGAAUUUGUCAUUCUUCUCUAUAAUAUAUGUUACGGUCAAUUUCAUUAUUCUGAGCAGUUUUCAUAAUGCUUGUUCAUUAUAAAUAAUGACCAAUGAAAUCAGGCUAUUUAAUAAUUUUGUAUUUUUCUACUACACCUAAUUUAUUACAUUGACCGGUCAUUGUGAACACUGCUAUUAUUUCUCUGGUCACUUUAAUUAAUUGAGAGCAAUUUGGCAUCGUGCGUAUGGUGUAGCUUAUGUGCUUUUGGAUAUUGUUACCAUUUUUGGUGCACCUACUAUUUUGCAAAGUGAUAAUGGGAGAGAAUUUGCUAACAAUACUAUUAAAGAACUAUAAAGCAUGUGGUCCGAGCUAAAGAUUGUACAGGGGAAGGCCAGACACUCUCAAAGUCUGGGCUCCGAAGAGCUUGCGAAUCAGAAAAUGGAAAAUAUGCUUUGUUCGAGGCUGGAAGACAAAAACAGCAGAAAAUGAUCAGAAGACUUACGGUUUAUUCAGAUUAUGAAGAAAAUAGCUCAUCAUAGUGUUAUAAACUGUAUUCCGCAUGAGUCCAUGUUUGGAACAAAGUUAAAAAUUUCUACCUUCAGACGUUCUGCUUAAUUAUUAAGUUAAUAUAAAUUAUAAAGAUGACUUAGAAGUAAAGUAAAAGAUAAAACAAUUUACAGUCUGUAGAAGAAGGUGCACUGCAAAAUAAACCAGGGUCGAAUUCUUUAGCGGAGCUAGGUCCAAGUUAACAUAACGAGGAGGAACUAUCUAUUGAUAGUUAUGUUCAACCUUCAACUUCGUUAUUCGAACUAAUUUCUGAUUUCCAUAACAAGAAAUAGAAAUAAAUGACUCCGAUCAUCUGAUAUUCAAGUCUCCGGUACUGAAAAACGCGCGUAUGAAGGUUAUGAAGAUUGCUCAGAGGAUCCCAAUUUAAAAAAUAAAGAAAAGCUGACAUAUAAAAAAUUAGGGAGAUUUCAGCAAGCAAUCUAAAAAAAAAAACUAGCUGAACAAAUGCUUCAAACUCCUUAUUCAAAAAGCCCUGCCGCUAAAAAGGGUGACACAGUUAGAGAUCGAGUCCCAGAUGACGACAGAGGUCGCACCGAUGGAAGAAAUAUAUUGGCAUUUCUUCUUGAAAUAACAGAAACUAAUCUUUAUAAAUUCGGCACAGAACAUGGAACCCUAAAUCAUCCUUAAGCUAGGAACCAAUGUACAAUAUGUAAUGAAACGUUUAUUGAUGCCAAAUAAAUUUCAUUACGAAAAUGUGAACUAAUGUCAUCCAAGACUUGGGACAAGGCUAUAGUCUAUGUGGCUGUAAAUGUGGCUGUAAAUCUGAAAAGUGCAAGUGCCGUAAAGAAAAAAACCUAUGUAACUUGAAAUAUCACCAAAGUGGAAGCUGCUCUAAUAAAUGGAAACUCUAAGAUGUGACAUUUUGUGUGUAUAUGUAUUUGUAAAUACAUACCUAAUAUGUUUUUUUUUAGUUAUGCGUGCGUGUUUUUUAUACUUAUUUUAUCACCACCAGUUUGUUUCGUAUUUGUUAGUUAGGUAUUUAAACAUUUGUUAAAAUAAUAUCCUCUUUUUCUUGAAUGAAGUGAAAUAAGAAUACAAAUUUUCUUAAAUUGCCCACUCGAUUUCAAACAUUAUUCAUAAUGCCCGGGCAAUGUAAUAUAUUUUAUAUAAUUUUCAUUUAGUGACAUCCCAUUGGGCACUUUUUAAAAAUCCCGGGCAUUUUAAAUAAUGCCCAAUUAUUUAGAUUGACCGUAAUCUUUGUUUAUAUAUAUAUGUAUAUAUAUAUAUAUAUAUAUAUAUAUAUAUAUAUAUAUAUAUAUAUAUAUAUAUAUAUAUAUAUAUAUAUAUAUAAGAUAAGAUUCUUUUAUUGAUCCAAAUGAAUGGAAAUGUUUUUUGAUUGCAUUGUACAUUUUCAGCUAAAAAGUAAAACAAUUUGAACACAAGACAUUUAUAAUAAAUUAUUUCAAAUAACCAUUUAUUGAGUUCUCUUAGCAAAAUCUUAUUAGUUCUCAUUCAGAUGUAUGACUUUAGAGAAAGCAUGCCGGUAAAUUCGUACAGAUUGGGGAACAAACGAAUUUGUAUAUAUGUCAGCCCUCGCCCUGAACGGUUCGAUCCUCAGUAUCUGUGAUGAAGAGGCUGGGAUGUAUCAUCCAAAAUGUGUUUAGUUUUGCAAAAACAUCUUUCUUCAAAUAGUUCUUCAAGUAAAGGAAGUUUAGUUUGUGUUAUGCUCCUAGCUUUCUUGAUUAGUCGGUUUAUGCCGUGUUUAAUAUCAGAUGUUGAAUUCCAACACCAGCAGGUAAUAUUGAAAUUAAGCAGGCUUCCAAUAGUUGCACUGUAUAAUAAGUUAACGACUUCCUUGUUUACACCAAAAUCGUACAGUUUUUUGAGGUAGAACAGUCUUUGGUUGAAUUUCUUAUACAAGAUGUGGCCGUGCUCAUGCCAUGUUAGCUUAUUAUUAAUGGUGACACCUAAGUACUUGUAGGCCUCCACUUUCUCCACAUUUUGAUUUUUUAUGUUGAGAUCUGUAAUCUGGUGUUUCCCCCUCCUAAAAUCAAAAAACAUUUCUUUAGUUUUUGAGACAUUCAACUGGAGAAAAUUUUCAUCGCACCAAUUGAUAAAGCUCGUAAAUAAGUUGUGGUAUAGGCCUUCUCCUUCAGAUAUUAAACCAACAAAGGUGGUAUCAUCAGCACAUUUUAAGAUUGGAAUGGUGUCACUUGAGCUUUGAAUAUCAUUGUUGUAUAUAUGGUAUACAGUACGGGAGAGAGAACGCAGCCUUGUGGUGCCCCGGUGCUUAUUUCUCUGGUUAGAGAUACUUGGUCAUUUACUUUGACAUAUUGUGGUCGAUUUGUUAAAAAGUUCAGUGUCCAAGCCUGAAUAUUUAAAUUGACACCUAAGAAGGAAACUUUCUUUAUCAUAAGGUGCAAUUGGAUAGUGUUAAAUGCUGAUGAGAAGUCUAAGAAAAGCACUCUGGCAUAUGUUUUAGGACUGUCUAGGUCAGCGGUUCUCAACCUGUGGGUCGUGACCCCUUUGGGGGUCGAAUGAAGCUCUUCCAGGGGUCGCCUAAGACCAUCGGAAAAUCCAUAUGCUCUACAGUUAUGAAGUAGCAACGAAAAUAAUUUUGUGUUUGGGGGUCGCCACAACAGGAGGAAUUGUAUUAAACGUUCGCGGCAUUAGGAAAGUUGAGAACCACUGGUCUAGGUGAUGGUAAAGUCUCUCCAACAAUAGUAAGAGUGCCACCUCUGUACUUCUGGCAGGCUUAUAAACAAAUUUGGUGAGGGUCAAGUUUUCGCUGUACUUCAUUCAAAAUUUCUUUCAGAAUUAUUUUCUCGAAACAUUUCAUGACAAUAGAGGUAAGUGCAACAGGUCGUAAGUCGUUGUUGCACGUUACCUUAAUUUUCUUUGGAAUUGGUAUUAUUUCUGAAGUUUUCCAAAUUACUGGUAUUGUGUGAGUUUCAUAAGAUUUAUUAAAUAUGUAAAAAAAAUGUAGGAGAGCUGCUGUGAACAUAGCUUAAUUAGCCGACCACUUAAUUUGUCUGGUCCCGAGGCUUUAGUUGCGUCCACUUGGUUAAAUAGUGACAUCACUCUAUGUUCGGGGAACAAUAAAGUACCAUCCUGUGUACUACUGCAAUCUUGAAAUGAAUUCAUCAUCUCAUUGUGCACUCUUCCAAAGUCCAGGCUGUCAAAACGACAAUAAAAGUCAUUUAAGUUGUUAACAAAAUUCCUUACAUCCACAACACAUAAGCAUUCUCGAUUAGGAGUAUAUCCUGUUAUUUUCUUUAGUCCUGCCCAACAAGCCAUUGAAUUGUUAGUAGUGAAUAAUUUUUCGAUUUUUUGCUUGUAUUUUUUUUUACCCUGAUAUAUUUUUUCCUUCAAUAAUGUUUUAGCUUUCAUGAAUUCCUGGUCGUUAAUCUUAAACAUGUUCUUCUUGUGGUGUAUGGCCUCUUUUAUUUCUCUGCUUAUCCAGGGUUUGUUUUUGUUGUUACUCGGAUUGCUUUUUGGGAAUAAUGUCGUCUACACAGAACUUAAUGUAGGAAUUGACAGUGUUUGUGAGCUCGUCAAUGUCCGGGCAAGAGUUGAUAAACGUGUCCCAGUCUGUACAUUCAAAGCAGGCUUGAAGUUUUUCUGUCGCCUCAUCUGACGACAGUUCAAUCGUUUUUUAUUGAAUUUUUUAUGUUUUUAAAACUGGCUUAUAGCAUGGCGUUAGGCGGACCAUUGUGUGGGCAAAUUCCCCUAGAGGAAAUAAAGCACGACAUUUGUAGGCCUUUUUUAUAUUACCAUAACACAUAUCCAGAGUUCGGCCUUGUCGCGUGGGGCAAGUAACAUACUGGUUGUAAGUUGGCAUGGAUUUAUUUAUUGGAUAUCCAAAAUUAAUAUUUAUGUAUAAAUUUCUCACCCAUAGAUUUCAUUAAAAUAUUUCCUCAUAUCGGUUAUAAUAUUCAAAACUAACUUUCAAAUAUUUGAUAUUUUUCAAAACAUUUUUCUUAUGUACAAAUAGUAAUAUAAAUUUGAAAAAAAUGUAUACGUUUAAUUCUUAUUGAAUAAAGAAUAAAAAUUAUACAAAGUUGUCCUCGAAAAAUUCCAUGUAUGAUUUAAAAAAAAAUGUUUUAUUCAUCAUUCCUAUAAUCAGCUUUAUUAAGUUACAACAGAGAAGCAGAUCUUUUCAGAUUGAAAGGAUUUAUUCUUAGAACAUUCGACCAAACAAAUAACAUUGUACAAAAUUACACUGAUACUGAGACAUCAGUUUUGGAGGUGUACAACAUUCUAUCAACUGAUCCAUGGGCUCAAGUUUCAAAGGUUCAAAUGACAGCAACAGAUACAACAAAUCUACUUAUACUAACUCUGUGUGAAGUGGAGAUUUUUGGAGGUGAGUAAAAUUUAAAGAUAAUUAUCUUCUUAAAAGCCUAGAUUCAAGCCGACAUUCAAUUUUUCAUAACGUACACAUGGUUUAACUUUAACUAUUAUAACACAGAAUGGAACAAUCAUGAAUUGGAAAUUUAAGCGCCGAGUUCUUAAAAGGCGUACGAAAUUUUAUUGCGAAAAUGCUAUACUGAAGUUGGUGUACGCUUCAUAAUAAUUUAAAUAAUAGAAUGAAAAAUAAGUUAUUAUUGUUGCUUCCCCCAAAUGAUAAAUGAAGCAAUUUUUACAAUAUCAUUUUCUAGUGAUGAUAUGUGUACGUUUUUACCCAAUACUCAUUGGCUGAAUUUUGAAUAUUAAAAUCGAGCGCAAUUCCUGUUAAAACCUUUUCCCAUAAUUUUCCUUUUCAUCGAACUUAUCUCAUCAAUGUUUAGUACAAAUGUAAUUUAUUAGAUUCACAUGGUCCAUCAAGAUAGAAAAACGUCAUUCUGUUUUUGAGUAAUCACUUGAAGUUGAAAUUUCAUGAAAUAUAGAGCGUUCAAGGGAUUAACGAGAUUUUUACUAAUUGGGCCAGCUUGAGCAAGUCAUAAACAUGAAUAACAUUUGAAUUGAUCCAGGAUUAAAAGACCGAAAUUAUCACAAUCUAUUUCUUGUACACGAAAUAUUGAUUCAAAAUCUUAAAAAUCUUUAUUUUCAGAAACUGUUGGCAUGCAUAGCAAACGGGAAAUCCUUAAAUGUUUCAAUGGAAGCUAAUUAAUAGUUGAGAAUUAAAAUGCAGAUUCAUCCAAAUUUUGCUUCAAUUUUUUUUUCGGGGGGGGGGGGGUACAGGGAUUGUUUCUUUUUUUUGGGGGGGGGGGGGGGUACAAUGAUUGCUUACUUUUUUAUGACAUCAUUCCCAUUCUGUAUCAACUUCAGGCAAAUUUACCUUUAAUGCAGCACACACAAACAAUUUGUAUCGACUUCAUGAAUUUGUUUAUAUAUGCAACGCCCCUCUACCGCUUCUAUUGUGUUGCAAAUGACAUUCUAAAUAAAACUUUGUUUUGUUUUGAUUUACUGCAUACAUUAAUUGAUAUAACUAGUUUAGAUCCCUUUCCUUUAAGUUUGCUAUUUAAAUGAGGUUUAUCAAAUACAUAAUUUUUCAUAUGUAAGUAUAUAAAUACGAGCUGGCAAAACAUCAUCUUUUUUCUGGUUCUGGUAGGGUACGGUACUGAAUUCAUGUACUGAUAUAAGUGGAAAGAGCAAGUGGAACGGAUGGAGAAGCGAUAUAGCUAUCCUAUUGGCUCCUUGCGGAAGCCAGGGCAGUCUUAAAGCUCUCGAUUGACGUCGAGUCAUCGACUGCAAUGUCCAUGUGGUUACAAGCGAUUAUUGUGCGUGGGAAGAUAUGAUUGUUUAUAUUGGUCUGUGUUCUUCGGGCUCGUUUCUGCAUCCUAGUACUGGCAUAUGUGCAACGGUUGCGGAAGCUACGCGAGGGCAGCCUAGAAACUAUCGAUUGAUGUCGAGUCCACGGCGGCAUUCUCCAGGUGGUUACAAGCAAUUAUAAUUGGGGGGAUAUAAUACUUUUAUAAUAUAUUAUUAUUAGACUGAGUUACACCGAGGCACAGAGAAGCAUUUACUAUUGUUCCGGAUGUAACUGCUCAUGGAGUUCUCAGAGGUAAAGUCAAUGUUUAUUGAGCCAUAGUUUAUUGGCUCUGAUUAAGUGACCAUACUUCUGUGGGGUGAGAUACAUGUUAGAUGGGAUGGUUACUAUUCCCGUUAACACUUUAUAUACGAAUAUAGGCUGAACUUUUCUCGUCUGUAUUUGAAGGAGGGGAUGUUAAAUCUUUUUAAGAGGCUAGUGACGAAGCCAGGAGUGAUGGAUUUGUAGUCACUUGCGAUGAGGCGCACUGCGUUAUGUUGUAUUCGCUCCGUUUUUUCCACAACUGGCAUUAGGUAUAAGACCCAGAUGAUCGCACCAUAUUCUAGUAGUGGACAGACGAGUGAGAUAUAGGCAUUUCGGUUGCAGGAAGUUAGGGAGUGGCGCAUAUUUCUUCAAAUGAAACUUAGUGCCUUAGUUGGCUUUUUAAAACAAAUUGUUCAGAUGCGGUGACCAUUUUAGAUUAUUUGAGAAGCCAAUUUCAAGGAAUGGAUUAUUUGAUACUUUUUAGAGAAUGGUCUUGUUUAGCGGGUACAUAUAGGUUUAUGUGUUUUUUUUUCUUGAGAUGCUCUUUGUGUAGCAUUUUGUUUCGCUAAAUUGUAUGGCCCAUUUGUCCGCCCAAUUCAUAAGGUACUUCAAAUCUGCUUGCAGGUGGUUAUGGUCAUCUUAGGGUUUAUGUCUCUAUAGACAAGACAAUCAUCUGCAAACAGCAUUACGUGGUUUUUUACAGUAUCAGUGAGAUAGUUUAUGUGAAAGGAAAGGGAAGGGACCCACUGCCGUGACUUAAGAUCUUCAGUGGCAUUGCCUGAUUGGACGCAAUCAACCACUACUUGCAUGGUUCUUUGUGUUAUGAAUGUUGAGAGCCACGAGUGAAGUUUACCGGUAAUGGCGUAGUUGUGGAGCUUGUGUAGAUUAAGGCUGUGUGGAACAGUUUCAAAAGCCUUGGAGGAUUCCAGAAUCUCCAUGUCGACCUUGUUAAAUUUGUCAUAGGAGGCAAUGAGGUCAUUGGUGUUGAUGAUUAAUUGAGUCUCUGUUAAUAAUCCAGAGCGGGAACCGUGGAUUAGGCUGGUCAAAAUGCUUUAGUGUUCAAGGGAAUUCAUGAUGUGGCAACAGAUGAUGUGUUCUAAAAUUUUGCAUGGGUUGGAGAUCAGGAAAAAUUUGGGUGGUAGAUUUUUUGGGUUAUGGCUUUCACCUUUCUUGCAGGCACUAGUGAUAUUUGCAUUGAGCCAGUCUAACGGGAGAAUGCCUAAGUCAAGCGACUUUUGGAAAAUGCGGGUUACAAGUUGUCAGCCAGGGUCUUUAGGACAAUUUUCGGGAUAAAGUAAGGUCCGAGCGCUUUAUUGGGCUUCGUUUUUUUUAGAAGUUUGGCUACUCCUGGGUCAGUAAUGAUGAGAAGACUUUAUGUACUAGGUGAAGGUUUUAGGGAUGGUAUGACUGGGGUUGAAAAUUUUUCUGAAAACAGAUUGAAACUGCCUAAGGAGAAUUUCUGCUUUGCAUUGGCUAUCGCUUAUAAGUUGUCCGUUUUCAAGGAAGGCAGCUGCGCCAAUGCUGUCUUGCUUCUUGGAUUUUAUGUAGCGCCAGAAGGGUUUUGUGUUGUUGUUUUUGAGGCCUUCUUCUCCUCUUCUUAGUUCCCUACGACAGUGUUUGUGGAACUGGCUGUACAGGAUUCAGUUGUUAAUAGAUUGGGCUUCCUUCAAUUGUCUUUUCAUUUUCUUGAGUAGCUUCUUUUAGCCAUGGUAGAUUACAUUGAAUCUUUGCUUUGGCUGAUGGGACAUUUUAAUCAGUGCUGUUGGAUAAGGAGUUUUUUAUAAGAAACUAUUGCUACGGAUGUAAUUGCUAAUGGGUUGUAAGAGCUCAAGUCGGUGUUUAGGAGCAUUUUGCUCUGAUUAAGUGAUCUGGCUUCUGUGGGGUGAGAUACGUAUUUCCAGGGAUGGCCGGCACUAGCUCCACGACCAUUUUAUAUAUGAGUGUUAGGCAGAGCUUUUCUUGUUUGUCUUUGAGGGAAUGGGAUGCAAAAUCUUUUUAAGAAGCCAGUGACGAAGCCAGAAGAGGUAGAUUUGUAGACAUGUGCAAUGAAGCGCACUGAGUUACGUUGUAUUAGCUCCAUCUUUUCCACGUCUUGCUUUAGGUGUGGGUCCCAGAUGAUUGCACCAUAUUCUAGUAGUGGACGGACGAGUGCAAGUUAAGCGAUCCGUUUUCAGGAGGUUGGGCAAUGGCGCAGAUUGUUUCGAAUAAAACCAAGUGUGUGAGUUGGCUUUUUUUUUUUAAUUGUGUUCUUAUGUCGUGACCAUUUUGGGUUAUUUCAGAAAUUUUUUUUAAGGUAUUCAUUAUUUGAUAUUUGUUGGAGACCUGUCUUCUUUAAGGAGAACAUAAAAUUGAUUUGACUUCGUUAAAUUUCAUCCCAAAUGAGUUGUACUAUCAGUAAACAUAUUAGUCAUUUGUCAAGGCAGGUUUUUCUUUACAUUUUGAAAAUAAAUUAACUUUUUUUCAGGCAGAGAUACAGCGAGACGACUACAGUGUCAGAGUAAUUUUGCAUUUUAUUUUUAAAUAGUAUCCUAUUGGUUCUGGUGCACAAACUUAUCGGAUGUCCAAAUUUUGUAGAAUUGUUUUCAUCGUAACAACUCUUUUAAAUGUAUUGAAAAAUGUAUUAUAACUCUUUAAUCCUAAAGACGAUUGAAUAUUGAUGUGGCAAAUGAAUUUGCAGCUUAUAAAUGUAUUAUAUAAAACCAAACAAAUAUAUUGCUAUCAGUUUUCUGUCCUUUUUUUUUCAUUCUGAAUAUAACGACAUCUAUAUUAUGGUGAGCCUUCAUUAUAUCUCAGAGUCUGUUUUUUUAAUUUGUAAAGGUAUCUUUAUACAUUUAUUAUUAUUAUUAUUGUGAUUCGAAUAUCAUCUGAUCAAUUAUAACUAUUUUAUGUAUCAUGUUGUCGGUGAAUAAUCUUAUUCAUGUAUCAAUCAAUCAACUUAUACUCUAGUCACAUUGUCAUCUUUUCAAUUCAUCAUCUCGACAAUUUAUUAUCUGAUAUAGAUAUAUUUUAUACCUAUAGUAUCUAGUCCAGGUAUUAUCUGGUCCGUGUAUCAUCUUGUCCAUUUAGCAUCUGGCUAAUGUAUUAUGUGGUCCAUGUAUCAUGUCGUCUAUACAUCAUAUAUGGUUUAUUCAUCAUCUGUUCCAUUUAUAAUGUGUUUUAUGUAUCAUUUGGUUGAUAUAUAAUCUGGUCUAUGUAUCAUCUGGUCCAUAUAUUAUCUGGUCCAUAUUUUGUGUUGUCCAUACAUUGUGUGGCCCAUAUAUCAUCUGUUCCACGUAUCAUCUGGUCCAUAUAUAAAGGGAUCAUGUAUGAUGUUGUCCAUAUAUCAUCUAGUCAAUGUAUCAUCUGAUCUGUGUAUGUUUUGUUCCGUGUACAAGCUAGUCCAUGUAUCAUGUGUACCAUUUAUUACAUGGUCCUUUUAAUUUGAUCUAUGUAUCAAGUUGUCCAUGUAUAAUCUGGUCGGAGCAUUAUCUUUCUAUCAAUUUCAGAAAGAUCAAUAUCAUUAUUCUAAAUUUUGAUUUCAGCACAUCUAUCAACCAUUUUUUUCCACAUCCAGUGGUGCCUCGGGUUACGAACUUAGUUUUAUAGCUUGGUUCGUAACCCAAAACAUACGUAACCCGAAACAUUGAAAUCAAUGAAAAAGUGACAAUACAUUUCAAGAUGAAAGAAUCAUUCUUUUUAUUAAUAUCCGGCCGUUUAACUGACAAAACGCAAAAAUGGGUGUACAUCAUGUAUUAAAUAAAGAGAAAUAAAACAACCUAAUGAAAUAACGAAAUAAAUGCAAAAUAAAUGAAAAUUUUGUCUACAGGGUGGCCCAAAAUCUGUGAUAACUUUGCUUUGUAGUCAGAAUCAUAAAAAGAAUCACCAACACAUAAACACAUUUGCUGAAAAGCAGGGAAUCGUUGGGGGGGGGGGAUGUUUUCUGGAUUGCGUAAUAAUUUUAGUUCAACUGUAAAUGAGAAAACAUUAUAUUAGUUCAAUUAUAUAACACUUUAAUACGAGAUGUUCUCACUUUUUAACUGAUACAUUAGUUAAUUAACAUCUUCUAUUGCACCUGUAUGUUUCGUACCACGAAAACGAUCAUGGUAAAUGUAUCACAAUAUAAAGGUGGAUUCAAUGGUCUUAUUCGUACUGAUAAUUGGGCAGAUUUCACUUUUAUCACUGUAGGCGGUCUUCUUACCCUUAGUGAAUCAUUACUCAAAUCGAGGAAACAUACAUCUUUUCUAACCGAAAUCGACAAUUUUUUUUUUUUUAAAUGACAUUUGUUUUGGACAAGAUUGGGUUUCAAUAUGUUAAAUGAUAUCAUCUGAUUUUAUUUCUUACCUGGAAAGGAGGUCGUUCGCAAAUAACGUCACACUCAGGGAGCGGAGAGUGGUCAAACAUUUGUGACACUUUGUUAAGAUUGGGGGGGGGGUGGGGGAGGGGGGUAAAAAAAUGGUUUACUUUCGUUUUUUUUUAUUUUUUUUUUUAAUUUUCAUUGUUUUUAUUUUUUAAAAAAAUCUCUAUUCAAUUAUCUUAAAGUCAUUACUUUGAAGUUGAAAUUGCCUAAGGUAUUAUAAGUAAGGUGAAACACCUUCUGCACACUCAAAAAAUGAUGCAAAAACUGUUGUGACAGUUUUACUUACGGCUCAGGGAGGUCUAUGUUUUACGUUUUACGUCACAGUUUUCUAGUAAUACUACAUCUUAAUCAAUUAUGGGAAAAUGUUAAGUAAUACAAAAAUCUUAGUUUCUUAAUGAAAGUUGUAUGUAUGUUUUGAGGUGUCACGUUAAACUAAAGAAAGUUGGGGGGGGGGGGUAAAGAAUUUGUUUCACUCUGGGGCAGGGGGUGAGGAGGGGUCUCAAAAGGUCAUUCUUGCGUAUCGUAAUUUUCGAACGAUACCUAAAUAUGAAAAUCUCUUUCAAAGAGUGGUACACUAUCAGCUGAUCUGAUUAUCAUUGCAACCUCGUCAACUUCUACGAUGGUGUAGACUUGGCAGGAUAAUAUGUUUCUUUCAGAAUAUAAGCUUGCUCCCUAAACAUCAAGUCGCCCUUGUCAACGCCGCUGGAUAACUCAAGGUAGCAUGGGACUACUCCGGGUUUUGAUUCCUUCCCUUAGAUGAGUUGCCAUCCAAGGUUAUCGGGUUCCAACCACCCGGGGCUCUGGUCACUUUUCUCGACUGGGUCCUUGGCAGAAUUUGAACCCAAAUCACUUUUGUUGUAAAUAGAAUGAGGCAGCAUCAUUAGAAAUAGAUUAAUAAUCUCAUUUAUGAAUUUAUAUGAUAAAUUCAAAUGAAAUUAGAUUUACAUUUAUGAUUUAACUAUAGAACUUUAAUGUUUAGAUCUAUGUAAGUAUAUUUUGUAUAAGAGGAACACUUUUAGUACACCAUUUUAAUUUAAGAUUAAUAAUGAUUACAUGUGACUUCUAAAAUAAUUUUAGUAUUAGAAUUAUUAAUAUUAUUAUUAUAGAGCUACUAGUUUGUAGACACGUAGAUAACAAUUAGGAAAACAAACAAAAAAGGGGGCAUAUAUAUAGUUUUUUAAAUAGCUUUCCAAACUCAUAUUAUACUAUACGAAACAGCUGUUAAAAACAUAAAAUAAAUCAAAGAUUAAGUAUGAAUUUUAUUUUAACAAGUUAUAUUUUGCAAUUUUCAAAUUGUAGAAUCAACUAAAUCUUCAAACUGCAACUCUGGAUCCUAUGGUGCUAACAGAACUAAAUCUUUUCCGCACAAAUGUAAAACGCAUAAUAAAUGUUGUUUCAGCCCACAUGUUCUGUCUCGCAAAAAUAACAGUGCAAAGUGAACUUAAAGGGAAAAAACUAUGAUGUGUAAUCGUUGUAUACUAAAGAAAUUUUACUCUAAACCGAAAUUUGAAAGCUUCACAAUUUAACAUCUUUUUUUUUUUUCUUUCUCAGACUCGGUGUGUCAAAUAGAUAAAUUCAAAUAUGGCCACGAUUGUGAAAAUGUCUGUAACUGUGCUGUACCAGGAGAAAAGUGUUUUGUUAGUACAGGAAAUUGUCCAUCUGGAUGUAAAGCUGGAUUUUAUGGACAAGGAUGUAACAAAAGUAUGAAUUUCUAAAAUGGGUUUGUCCAUUAUUUCAUGCAUAUUUUGGUUUCAGAAGCUUUAAAACACUUUUAAAAUUCAAACACGAAGACCCCAAUGCCUCCUCUAGGAUGGUUUUUAAAGGUUAUCAGCUUUUCUGAUAACAAGUAAAACAUUUAUUUGUUAAAAUGAAAAUUCCGUUUUAUGUCUCUUUUAAAUUAUGACCCCGGAUAUUUCACUACAUC
Messenger RNA from Lymnaea stagnalis (great pond snail), 25119 nucleotides. Lineage: Eukaryota; Metazoa; Mollusca; Gastropoda; Lymnaeidae. The record is from the annotation of a GenBank genome assembly.